Messenger RNA from Thermochaetoides thermophila DSM 1495, 975 nucleotides. RefSeq lists its product as uncharacterized. The record is from RefSeq and is a predicted model, not a curated record. Gene Ontology annotation, molecular function: mRNA binding; protein binding. Lineage: Eukaryota; Fungi; Ascomycota; Sordariomycetes; Sordariales; Chaetomiaceae. Gene Ontology annotation, cellular component: nucleus. Gene Ontology annotation, biological process: mRNA splicing, via spliceosome; maintenance of RNA location. The transcript has a single exon. Bases 1 to 975 code for a protein of 324 amino acids.
AUGGGUGAUGACCUCUCGGAUAACGGCGAGCAUGGGUCGCGCCAUAGAAAGUACAACGAUGAUGCGGCAAAGGACGAGCGAAGCAAAGACGAGCGCAGGCGGAGAUAUCGCGAUGAAGGACCUAAUCGGCGCAGAGACAGGUCGCGCUCACGUGAACGGCGCCAACAUCGUUCACGCAGUCCCGACACACGAGCUCGGCCACGAUCAAUAGAAAGGGAUCGCGACAGGAGAAGAGACAGGGAACGUGGCUCAGACCGCGAACGGCACCGACGCAGGAGCAGAAGCAGGAGCAGGGAUCGCAGCAGAGAGAGGCGAGGUUUUGACUAUGACAGUGAUAGGACUUCACGGCCGAAGCCCGGCAGAAACGGAGGGGACGAUGAGACAUCAAAACGUGACAAUGAACGCAGCAUGAUCAAGCGGUCUGGCCCGCUGCCCUCACAGAGCGACUCAUUCGCCCUUAGCAAAGGGGAGGAGCCCGAGAAGCCGAAAGAGAAACCAAAUUUCAAGCCCACGGGUGUAUUGGCUGCCCAGUCGAAAUCGGUCACGGCCGCCGAUGGUACUACGAUCACUCUAAAGUAUCAUGAGCCGCCGGAAGCCCGGAAGCCUCCUCCGCGAGACUCGUGGAAACUGUUCGUGUUCAAGGGAGACGAUGUCCUCGACACAAUCGAUCUCGGUACACGCAGCUGCUGGCUUAUUGGAAGAGAACUGGCAGUGGUCGACCUCCCGGCAGAACAUCCCAGCAUCAGCAAGCAACAUGCUGUCAUUCAGUUCCGUUAUACAGAGAAGCGCAACGAGUAUGGUGACAAGAUUGGCCGAGUCAAGCCGUAUCUCAUCGACCUUGAGAGUUCUAACGGCACGAUGCUUAAUCAUGAACGUAUUCCCGAGAGCCGCUAUCUCGAGCUACGCAACAAGGAUGUGAUACAGUUUGGGUCCAGCACCCGGGAGUAUGUACUAAUGUAUACCAAGAAUGAGUAA